ACUUAUUAGCGACGAUUAGACGCUUCCUAAAUUCUAAGAGUCUGCGAUAAGCAGCGUUUUAACAUCUCACCGUGGGGCGUGGGUUCUCUCUCUUCACAAGCCAGGCUCGCGCCGGACGAUCCUUUUUGACUCUCAACCUCCAAUUUCACUUCAUCAGCGAAGGUGCAAGUAUUGAGAAAUUGUGCGAGCCAUCUCCAUUUCCUUAUGUUUGUACUAGUUAUUCGGUUUAUUUUCGGAACUCAGAAGCCCUAGUUCACUGGCUACUACUUGGAGCGAAAGAAUUUGAAAUCUUCGGCUCAGAACUAAUGAUCGGAACUCUGUCGAAACCGUGGAUGGAAAAGCUCAUAUCCGGAUAGAAAUGGAUGCUCUGGCCGAGGGACUAUGGGGUCUUGCCGAUUAUCACGAGAAAAGAGGAGAGAUUGGGAAGGCAGUGAAGUGCCUUGAAGCCAUCAGUCAGAGCCAAGUGUCGUUCCUGCCUAUUGUUGAAAUCAAGACGCGCCUCCGCAUAGCGACGCUUCUCCUUAAGCACACCAACAAUAUCAACCAUGCUAAAUCGCAUCUGGAACGUUCGCAAUUGCUUUUGAAGUCAAUUCCUUCAUGCUUUGAACUGAAGUGUAGAGCAUAUAGCUUGUUGAGCCAGUGCUAUCAUCUUGUGGGUGCCAUUCCUCCACAAAAACAGAUCUUAAACAAGGGUCUAGAGCUGACAGCAUCAUCAGGAGAUGGGUUUGCAGUGAAAUUAUGGUCCUGUAAUUUCAAUUCACAGCUUGCAAAUGCUUUAAUAAUUGAAGGUGAUUAUUGGAAUUCGAUAUCUGCUUUGGAGCGUGGAUUUGAGUGUGCCACAGAAAUAUGCUAUCCAGAGCUUCAGAUGUUUUUUGCAACUUCUAUUUUGCAUGUGCAUUUCAUGCAAUGGGAUGAUGUAAAUUCAGUGGAAAGAGCUGUUGAAAAGUGUGAUGAGGUCUGGGAGUAUAUCCAUCCAGAUAAAAGACAGCAGUGCCUGGGGUUGUUCUUUUACAAUGAGCUUCUGCAUACUUUCUAUCUACUCAGGAUAUGCGACUACAAAAAUGCAUCGCAACACGUUGACAAAUUGGAUGCUGCUAUGAAGGUUGAAUUGCAGCAGGUGCAACGUGUCGAGGAAUUGACUGCAGAACUUAAUGCCAUAAAUCUUAGUCUGUCCCGCUCUGGCCUACAUCACAAGGAAAGAUCAGCAUUAUGCCAAAAACAAGUUCAACUUCAAGAGCAGCUGAGUCAUGUUACUAGAUUCAGUUCAACUGGAAAAGUUUCUUUGGAACCAUCAUAUUUUGGAAAUGCGAGAAGGGCAUGGGAAGAUAAGCUAGCAUUGGCGCCACCUCCAAUAGACGGUGAAUGGCUACCUAAAGGUGCUGUCUAUGCUCUAGUUGAUCUGAUGGCUGUCAUGAUUGGGCGUCCUAAAGGGUCAUUUAAGGAGUGUGGAAGGCGGAUACAAUCUGGACUACAGUCCAUUCAUGAGGAGCUGUUGCAGCUUGGAAUCACUGAUGGUGCGACUGAGGUAGAUUUGCAUCACUCAGCUAUCUGGAUGGCUGGGGUGUAUUUGAUGAUUCUGAUGCAAUUCCUCGAAAACAAAGUUGCUAUGGCUCUGACACGGUCAGAAUUUGUUGAAGCUCAAGAGGCGUUGGUGCAGAUGAAAAAUUGGCUCAUUAGCUUUCCAACAAUAUUACAGGGAUGUGAGAGCAUUUUUGAGAUGCUUAGAGGACAGUAUGCUCAUUCCCUGGGUAUUUUUAGUGAAGCAGCUUUUCAUUUUAUUGAAGCAGCAAAGCUAACGGAGAGUAAAUCAAUGCAAGCUAUGUGCCAAGUUUAUGCAGCUGUCUCUUAUAUCUGCAUUGGUGAUGCUGAAUCCUCUUCACAGGCGCUGGAUUUAAUUGGACCAGUUUACAGAAUAAUGGAUUCUUUUGUAGGAGUACGAGAGAAAACUGCUGUUCUUUUUGCUUAUGGCCUUCUACUGAUGAAGCAACAUAACCUACAAGAGGCACGAUCCGAGGCCUAUAGGCGUGCCUUUACCCUUUUACAAGCGUCUUCCGAAGAAAACACAGAUUGUCCUUGUUGUUCCUUUGCCUCCUCCAUCCGAUUCUUUGCUUGGAGACUCUUCAUCUGUCAUUUAUCUCCUUGUUGCACUUUGGAAAGGAUUCGGCUGGCCAGUGGCCUGAGGAUCACACAUCAACAUUUGGGGAAUAUUCAACUUGUUUCACAGUAUUUGACAAUCCUUGGGAGUUUGGCACUUGCCCUGCAUGACACUGGACAAGCCAGAGAAAUUCUGAAGUCCUCUUUGACAUUGGCAAAGUCACUUUAUGAUAUUCCUACUCAGAUUUGGGUGCUUUCGGUUUUGACAGCCUUGUAUCAAGAACUUGGUGAGAGGGGAAAUGAAAUGGCAAACUCUGAAUAUGAGAGGAAAAAAGCGGAUGAUCUACAGAAGAGGCUAGCUGAUGCUCAGUCAUCCAUACAUCACAUUGAAUUGAUUGACAAAGUAAGGCUUAAUAUUCGGCAAAAUCAUGAGCUUGACAUUAAACGUGCAAUUAAUGCAGGCUCAUCAAUGAGAUUCAAUCUUGACAUCCCAGAAUCUGUGGGUCUAUCAGCUCCGUCACCUGCUCCUUCAUCAUCAAAGCUUAUGGACGUGGAUAUAAGAAGGCGUAGUAAGAGGAGAAUCUAGUUCUAAUAUAUGUAUAGUUUAUAAAAAAAAAAGAAGAAAGUAAGAGUUGGUGAUAUAACUGCUGGUGCUAGUACUGGCGUAAAUUCUUGGAGGGAAAUGGUGUGUUAUGCCUGCUAUAACAUGAUGUAUUUUAUAUUGUAUAGGAAUGUAAGUUAAUUAUGUUAAACUCUGAUUGCCAAUGGCCAUCUCUCGUUUCAAGUUUUACAGUGUUGUAGAUGAGAUUCUUUGGAACCUCCUGAAUUUUGAUCCUUCUCCAUGUAAGAUAAAUUUUUUGAAGAUUGUUAAUGAGGAAUUGGGGAGAAAUGUAAUAACUGUCAUCCCCGUGAA
This is a messenger RNA of Macadamia integrifolia, 3007 nucleotides long. RefSeq names its product sister chromatid cohesion protein SCC4. Gene Ontology annotation, cellular component: SMC loading complex; chromatin. Gene Ontology annotation, molecular function: double-stranded DNA binding; protein binding. Gene Ontology annotation, biological process: maintenance of mitotic sister chromatid cohesion; mitotic sister chromatid cohesion. The record is from RefSeq and is a predicted model, not a curated record. Bases 359 to 2680 code for a protein of 773 amino acids. The transcript has 14 exons. Lineage: Eukaryota; Viridiplantae; Streptophyta; Magnoliopsida; Proteales; Proteaceae.